Messenger RNA from Trichomonas vaginalis G3, 2640 nucleotides. RefSeq names its product immunoglobulins domain-containing protein. Bases 1 to 2640 code for a protein of 879 amino acids. Lineage: Eukaryota; Parabasalia; Trichomonadida; Trichomonadidae. The transcript has a single exon. The record is from RefSeq and is a predicted model, not a curated record.
AUGCUUAUCAACCUUUUGAUUUUUGAAUUAGUAGGAGAGUCUAAUGUGACUAACAACCAGACUCUUCCUCCUCCAGAAGAUAAAUUAUCAACAUCAGAUUUGGAAAAUGCAACUAUUCCAAAAAUUUCGACAGAAAAUUCAACAAAAAUUGACGAAAAACCAAUUAACUCAAGCAAUAUUGUUCAAAACAUAAAUAAUAAUUCAGUGGAAAACAAAAUCCAAAAUUCUAUUCCCGAAUUGAGUAAAAAUUUCAACAAUUUAAUAAAUGUUUCAAAUACAACUGAGGUAAAUAAGUUGAAUAUCAACGAAAAAAUUGUUAAAAACGAAACAAUUUCAGAAAAUUUAUCUAUAAUUCUAUCAAAAUUGCACGAAAAUAUAGCAAAUCAUAACAUAACUAAUUCUAGCCAUAUACUGGUUAAUAAUCAUACUAAUUCUUCUAAUCUAUCGAAAAUUCCUCUUAAUACGAUUAAGGAAGACAAAAUAGAUGAUAAAACUGACCAAAAUACAAAUGAAACACGCAUAGAAAGCAAUGUUACUGCAAAAAAUACAUCAAAUUCACAAAUACAAAAUAUAACUUCAAUAUUUGAAGAAAAACGCAACAUUUCUUCUUCCCAACAAAACCAAACAAUAAAAAAUUCAAUUGUUUCAAAUACAACAAUCGAACAAAGCAAAAUUUCGACAACUGCCAUGAACAAGACUCAAAUUCCAAAUAAAGAGACACAAGUGAACAAUACCGUGAAUCCAGACAAGUCAAAAACAAUGGAAAAAACCGAAAUUGUAGAAAAACCAUCAAAUUCAGCAAAUAAUUCAGAGAAAAUACUCACAAAUAUCAAUGAAAUGCAAGCAAAUCGAUCAUUCUCUUCAGAAGCAAAUAAAUCAGAAAUUAUUUCAAAUAUUUCUGAAACAAAUCAAACAAUUGACAACCAAACCAUUGGUACACAACUAAACAAUGCAGGGAACGAGACAGAAAAACAAAAAGAAAUUGUUUUUUCAAAUUCAUCACAAAUUUCGCAAAAUGAAACAAAUUUGGCUUCACAGGAAGACAACAUCAACGAAACAGAACAAAUAAUGACACAAGUUGAUCAGUUAUUGAAUAAAAAUAAAAUUUUCAAAAAUUUAAAUGAAACAAAUGGAAAAACUAAUGAAACAACUAAAACUAAUCAACAAAUUAAUACAACACAAUUAAAUAAAUCAAACGAAACUCAAAAUAAAAUUGAUUUUUCAAAUUCAACCGAGAAAACCAACAAAACUCAAAUAGAAAGACCAAAAGUAAUGUUACUGGAAGAAAAUGAAACCAAAUCUGAUGAAAACUCAACAAAAAUUGAAAAUAAAAUUCAAAAUCAAAAUUCAACAAAAAUAAACAUAGAAAAUGUUACAAAUACAACAAACAUUGUAAUAGAAAAUGCUACUGACCACUCAAAUUCAACAAAUAUUGAAAAAACAAAAAAGAAAUUAGAAAAUAUCCAAGAAAAUCAAACAAAAACCAACCAAGACACAAACAAAACUAUUUUUGUUGAAAACCAAACAAAAACCAAUGAAACAAUUCAAAAUAUGACAAUAGAAGUCACUUCACCUCACUCAGAACAAUCUUCUUCAGAAAUUUCAACAAAAAUCAACAUUUCAGAACAAUCUUCUUCUUUAAUUCAAGAAAAUUCUUCUGAAACAAAUACUUCUAAAAAUGAACCAAGAAGUGACAUAACUAUCACUUCACUUUCUUUAGAAACUCCAACAAACCCCCCAAUUAGUUCUUCAUCAUCUUUUUCAGAAAGAACUCCUUCUCCAACAGAAUUUGUUAUUGAACAAAUUCCAGAAAGAACUCCUUCUCCAACAGAAAAAUUCAUUGAACAAAUUCCAGAAAGAACUCCUUCUCCAACAGAAAAAUUCAUUGAACAAAUUCCAGAAAGAACUCCUUCUCCAACAGAAUUUGUCAUUGAAACAAUUCCAGAAAGAACUCCUUCUCCAACAAAUGACGGUUUUGACAACUUCACUUCACUUUGUCAUGGAAGUGGAUCCUUUUAUUCAGAUGGACAAUGCCGGUGCAAAGACAGCACUCAAUUUUAUGACAGCAAAAAAGGCUGUUUGAAGUGUGAUUUUCCAUGUGAUUCAAAUGCAUUUUGUUUAUCGAGAAACAAAUGCAAAUGCAAGGAAGGAUACACAGGAGACGGAAUCAAGUGUCUGCAGCAGCCUCCUCUUGUCAUCUCUGUCUCACCAACAGAGUGCCUCAAAGAUGAAAGAUGCAUCGUUUCUGUAUUCGUAAAAAUCAGAGGAAAAGUGCCAGAAUCAGCAUUUUGUAUGUUCGGAAAUAUUAUCGUAAAAAGUGACAGUGUUGAUGAGAAUGUUAUAACAUGCAAAGCACCAUUAUUCUCCAACACAGCUGCUGACAUAAAGGUUUCAAUUGACGCCAAGCACUGGUCGAAAGAAUCAGCUCAAAUUUCGUUUAUUUCGAAAGGAGUUGCAUCAUUCGGAUGGUUUUGGCCGACUGUUGGAUUUCUGACUGCUUUCAUCAUUGUUUUCUCCCUCGUUUUCAUGCUCAGAUCUGCGGACGAAGAGGACAAACUGCUCGAAGAGAAGGUACCUCUCAAACACACACAGGGACACAAGGAUGAAUACCAACACGCAAAGUUUAGAAUUAAUGUUUGA